AUGGCGUCGUCGGCGUUCAAAUCCACCACCCGCCGCAAUCUCCACGGCUCAGCCGACCGCCCCGUGCAGCCACCGCCCCACUGCCCCCGCCGCUCCCGCAGCGUCACCCCUGCGCCCCGCCGCGAACGUCUCCUCGGGGAUUACGCCGGGACUACCCGCACCAAUCCGCUCUUCGACCGCGGGGGGAGGGCCUUCUCUCCACCUCCGCCGCCGGAGGACUCUGGGGACAGAGGGAGGAAGGAGAGCAGGGGUCGCGGCUCAAGGAAGGCGCGGUCGGUGUCCGUCGCGCCGCCGCAGCGUCGGCGCGCUGCCACCUCGGCGCCGUCGUCGGCAGGCACUGAUGGCGGUGGUGGAGGCAGGGCUUCGCGGGCGCGGCCGGUCGUCGGUGAGGCACGGCCGUGCCGUGGCUCCGUGACAGAUGCAGAAACCGUGGAUUUAUCAAGCAAAAUGCAGUCUUGGAGGAGUAGUAAUUCAGUUCUAAGUUCGUCAUACGUAUCUGUCAAUGCCAUCUCACAAAGGAGCCAUUCAACUGUUCUGGAAAUUCCUCCUGAGUUUGAUCCGGAUUCUGCUGAGUUUGUCUCGGAUAUAAGUGAUUAUGCAACAGGAUUCAAACGGAGAGAUGUUGUGGAAAUUCUUCUUGAGUUUGAUCCAGAUGCUACUCAGCUGGUUUCAGUCGAAAGGCACAAUGCUACCAAGCUGCAAUGGGAGGGAAUAGAAAUCCCUCUUGAGUUUGAUCCAGAUUCUGUUGAGCUGGCUCCUGACAUCACUGAGUACACAUCAAAACUGAAACAGUCACAUGAGCGUGCUCGAAAGCUGCGGGCAGAUUUGGCUGUUGAAGAGCAGCGCGAACAAGAACUGAGUAGAAUGCUAAAGGGCAUAGUGACUGUUCCAAGUUUGUCUGAAACGCAUAAAAGGCGACCAAGGAGAAAGAGUAGUAUAGAGCGAUUGGCUGAAGAGGCAAUCAGUUACUUCGAGGAGUGUGUUUCAAUUUCAACAUUAGAUAGCACUGAUUUCUCCUCACUCGAAGAACCUCAUCCAAAUUCAAGUGGGACUGUCCCACCAAAGAGCAACAGUAGAUUUCUCCUGAAAGGGGGAUCAAGCCCUUUAGAAUCCCACUUUCCAACUGAUCGACACAAUUAUAAUGAGGAAUCUGACAACCAAACCCAGUGCUCAAUGAGCAUCACGGGAUCUGAUGUGUCUGACAGUGUUGUCUUUAGUCAUGCCAAGUCCCCUGGUUUGGGAACUAGAAACAAUUCUAGCGAUGAUUUUGAUGGCUUUGACACACCACGAAGCAAAAGUUCUUGUUUCUCUUUCAAACAUGAGCGAGCGAAAGCUGUCGACAAAUGUGAUGUUCGUCAAUAUCUAAGGAGUUUCAGCAGAGUAAUCAGCAAAGAGAGGUCAAAUUAUUGUGCCGAUGACUAUGCUGUCCAGAAAGUGAGCGAGAACAGACUAACCGACAUGGUGGCCUUUAAGAACCAGAUAGAAUAUGGGGGCCUUGUUCUUUGUAAUAUCAGAACAUUCUGA
This is a messenger RNA of Triticum turgidum subsp. durum (durum wheat), 1524 nucleotides long. The record is from the annotation of a GenBank genome assembly. Lineage: Eukaryota; Viridiplantae; Streptophyta; Magnoliopsida; Poales; Poaceae.